Molecule: messenger RNA, 4908 nt
Organism: Anopheles marshallii
Lineage: Eukaryota; Metazoa; Arthropoda; Insecta; Diptera; Culicidae
Product: ankyrin repeat domain-containing protein 12
Exons: 7
Coding region: 1-4908 (1635 amino acids)
Biological process (GO): protein localization to ciliary inversin compartment
Cellular component (GO): ciliary inversin compartment
Molecular function (GO): protein binding
Source: RefSeq, a predicted model, not a curated record
AUGGAGCCGCGAAGUGAACCCCGAACCCGCCGCCCGCCAGUGGGUUCGCCUGUGAAGGUGAAGAAGAAAGCUACCAAGCACACGGUCAAGUUUAAGGACCAGUGUGACGUGCGGGAAGACGUGCUGGUGGUGACGGUCGAGCCUCCGUCCCCGUCCCCCGGUUCGCCCGAACCGUCCCUGCCCAAGACGGCGGUAACCUUUGCGCUUCCGCCGCUUACGCCCCACCGUCCCAAGUCCAGCACCCGUGCCGGUGAACAGUCUGGCGCAGAGACACGAGCGCUUCCGAAGAAGGUGGACACGGCGAGCCAGAAGACAAAACCGGGCGAGCAACGUUUAUCCGAAGGAUGUACAUCGCUAAUGUACGCCUGCCAGCAGGGUCUUACCGGUGAUAUAUUGAAGGAGCUGCGACAAAAGCCCAGUGCCGUACAUCGACGGGAUCGGAGCAACAAAAGUGCCUUACAUUACUGUAGCAGUGCGCAGGAUAUUGCUGCGGCUGCCAGCGUCGCCAUGGUAGCACCGGAGCUGAUCGAGUCAGCGGACGAGGAUGGAUUCACGCCGCUGCAUCUAGCAGUGAUACAGGGAAAUCUGCAACUGGUCAAUCUACUGCUUGCCAAUGGGGCUGAUGUAAAUGCGCUCGACAACGAGGGACAUUCGGUCGUGCACUGGGCCACCGUGUGCGGCGAGGUGGAAGCACUUCGAGCAGUAUUGGCGGCCGGUGCGGAUGUGUCCACACCGGACAUAAACGGUGGCAGCCCGCUGCAUUAUGCGGCCCAGAUGUGCGGUGCAAACUACGAGGGUAAAACGGCCCGUGCCUCGGCAAAGCUGGCACUCGAGAUACUCAAUACGCUCCUGAACCAUCCCGAUACUUCGGUCGAAGUAGAGGAUAAGGAUGGCCGACAACCGUUGCUGUGGGCCGCAUCCGCCGGUUCGGCCAAGGCUGUGCUGGCUUUGAUUAAAGCUGGGGCUCACGUCGAAAGUGCCGAUAAAGACGGAUUGACCGCUUUACACUGCGCAGCAUCGCGUGGACAUACCGAGUGCAUCGAUACGCUCAUUAACCUUUGCGGGGCACACACCGAUCAGAUCGACUCGAACGGUUGCACGGCGCUGCAUUAUGCGGUGACGCUCGGGCAUGCGGAUGCGACCUCGCUGCUGCUCAAGCUGGAUGCCGAUCCGAACCGACAGGACCGGAAGGGUCGUACACCGGCCCACUGUGGCUGUGCGAAGGGUCAGAUGGAAACGGUGAAGAUACUGCACGCCAAGAAGGGUAACCUGUGGCUAAGGAAUGCGAAGGGUGAUCUGCCGGUACACGAUGCGGCAUCCUCCGGACGGCGCCAGCUCGUCCAGUGGUUGAUCCAGAUGAAGCCGAAGCACAUCAACACGACCAGCAACGAUGGACGAACACUGCUACACAUUGCCGCUGGGCACGAUAAUGUGGACAUGUGUAAGCUGUUGCUUGAGCUCGGUGCGGACAUCAAUUUGCUGUACCGACCGUCCUCCAAGGGUGCGCCCCUAACGCCACUGGACUAUGCGCUGGUUAAAGGCUAUCGAUCGACUGCCAAGUACCUUCAAAUGCAGGGUGGGUUGCCCGCUAACAAGCUGCGACUUUCCGGGCGACAGCAAAAGAUCCUGCCGGACAUUGAUCGGGUAGAGCCGCUCAAGCUGACGGAGAAAGAGGAGCUGAUCGAUCUGAAAACAUCCAAACGGUACAUCGUCUAUCUCAACUCAAACUCCGAAAGUGAAUCGCAAGACGAUCGAACGCAUCGCAAGAGUCGCCACAAGCGAAAAGGAAGCCAACGGGGUCGUCGCACCAGCAGCUGCAGUGACACGGUGUAUCUGUACCGCGAUGGGUCGAAUGAUAUUAGUCGAUCGCGCAGCAAUGCCGAGCUGCAUCGUAGCGACCAACGAUCGACAAAGCAUCGGCGUAGCAGCAGCUCAUCGUCCGCCAGCACUAGCGGCUCUUCCACUGACAGUUGCUGCAAACAUGUACGUAGAAAGCACAAGUGCUACAAAAAGUGCACUUCCAAACGUUCACACUCGCGGGAUCGCCACAAGGACCGUGAGCGGGAAGAAUCGCACGACCCAAAGCAGCAGGAUGCAAUGAAGGAGUACGAGUUCAAGUAUGCCGAGAAGAAGGACGCUGGCCCGCGGAAGCCGGGCGAACGGUGUGGUAAAAUAAUCUUGAAGCAGGUACACAGUGGCUCUUCCGAGAACGAUUCCCCGUCGAACCUUGGUGGCCGCGGGGGUCCAUUAAAGUUCUCCACGGAACGAACCGGGCGUGAAACGCACCUAGGAUUACCGGCCGGGCUGCAGUACGGUGGUGCGGGUGGGUUUGAUUCUUCCGGUGGGUUGGGUGAUUUUUUAGACGAGCAAACGUCCCCGCGGACGCCACCCCGCGCGGAGUUCAACAUUCGGAAGGAAUCGGACGCCAAGAGCGAGGGCAAAUCGUCCGAUUCCAGCACGACGAAGAAAAAAAAGCUCAAAGGCACGGGCAAAAAGACGAAACUGGCAAAGUCGGCAAAAAAGUCGGACUCGCCAAGCGAGGAAGAACUGUCAAAGCCCGCCAGCUCGACGGAAGUUGUGACGGAAGCGCUGGUACAUCAACCACCCGAAUCGAUGUCUAAAUCGACGGAAGAUGAUGGUGCGGCUACGGAUGCGACCUACACGAUCGAACAGCGAACUCGGUCGGAUGUGGAGGGUCUCAGCGAGACGGAGGAUCGCACCGGGAAAGGCGCACCCCGGGUGACGAGCAAACCGGUGACGGAAACUAUCGAAGAGGUGCGGGACGAGCAUGCGGUCGAGCUGGUGCAGCAGCCAACGACCGCAUCCCGGGUGGAGGUACGAAAGGAUCGCUCGAAGUUAAAAUCCGCCAAGAGUGAGAGCAAAAGUCGCUCCAAGUCCGAAUCGUCCGAUAAGGAAUCGGCAAAAGUGCAACAAAAACCGGCCCCCGCUCAAGAGGAACCCGUAGCACCGCCGGCACCACCACCAUCGCCACCUUUGGCAAAAGAGAAAACACCGGAACCCGAGCCACCCGUAUCAAUACCGCCCAAGCCUGAAGCAAUCCCCGUUCCGGAACCGCAACCGGAGCCCCAGCCAGCAUCACUGCCACAGCUAGCAACACUGCCAGAAUUUACGGAGGACAGAAGAGAACCGACGGUUGAAUCGCAGACACUGCAAGAACUGGAAGUGGACCGUGGUGGUGGAACGGGCAUGGGUGACGAUGAGUCUUUAAUAGCAGAGGAAUCGCUACCGCCCCUAAUAGAACCGGAAGAACCGGUGCAGGUGGAGACGAAAUCUGUCCCGCCGCCGGUUGAAGAGGAGAAAUCCACGCCAGAGGAAUCGACCGAAAGCUCACCUUCAAAAUCAAGCGAAGAGACCGAAACUCCAUCCGUUGUGGAGGAAGCGGCCGAGAAAACGGCAGCCGAACCACCAGUCGUGGUGGAAGAGAUACCGCCCGUGGUGGAAAAACCGAAACCACAAGAACCUCCAAAGGAGCGACCGAAGCUGCGUCGCUCGAUGGAAUCGAAAAUGGAGAGCGUUGAGGAGGACACAAAAAUGGCGCCACCGGUACCGGAGGAACCGGCGAAAGAUGGCAAGGACGCGUCUGUGCCGCAGCUGUUGGACCAGGAGAAGGUUGAUCAAACGCGAGGCUUUUUCGUGAGUCUCGACGGUACCGAGGAUGACGAGAAGAAGAAGAAGAAAAUCAAAAAGAAACUCCGCCUGAAGGAAGACGAGCAGCAGGAGCAGCAAAGCAGCAAGGAUCAAGAUUCGGGGUUCGAGCCGAGCCCGCAGGCAGUACGUAGCAAGCCGACCAUCUUCGAGCGCCCAACGCACACGGCCACCCUACCACGAAGGUCGGCCUUCACGAUGGUAGAAGAGCGGGCGGUCAGUUCGCGUCCCGAGGGUCGGAAGCCGGGCGACAAGAACGCAGUUAACAUGACGACCGUCCAACAGUCGAUCCAUCGCAACAUCCGAAGAUAUUAUAUGGAAAGAAAAAUUUUCCAACACUUGUUAGAACUGAAAAGUUUGCAAAUACGGUCGACGAAAGUGAACGAGUCGGUGCUGGUGAAGCGGGCCGUCGACGAUUACCACAAGUCCACGAUCGAGCUCGGGUACGAGACGGGCAGCACGCUCAAGCGCUACCCGUACACGGAGUACUCGUUCCGGAACUUUGAGCUGUUCCUGUACGAUACGCUCAAGAGCCUGCAGAAGAAGGAGACGUACAACUUCCAGAACAUCUCGGAGGUGUAUGAUGAGGCCGAACGGAGGCUCAGUCCGGAUGUGAGUCGGUACGAGCGUGCCCUAAACUGCACAACCAAAACACACCGAUGUCUUCAUGCAACCCACGCCUACACGGGAAUCCCAUGCGCUGCGUACAUACCGAUGAUGAACCACCACACGAUACCGAAGCUUGGCUUUGGCCCGUACAAAUCGAGCACGUCCGGGGUGGGCAGCUUUUUCUUGCCGAAAAUCCUCACGCACCCGACGGACCGCAGCUGCACCGGUGGGAAGGUCGCGCUGGAGUUGACGCAUGGUAACAGCAAGCAGGUCAUUACACUGCCAUCGGAGAAGCUCGAUAGCAAUAAGCGAUACUAUGUUACGUUCACGCUAAAUCCGGACUCCACCACUGACGGUGAUCCUCAUUUAUCCACAGGCGAACCCGACCGAGCAGCACAACCGCAGCAGCAGCAGCUCCACGAGCAACCAUCAGAUACUGAUGCCCAAGAUAACGCUCAGUCACAACGAAGGCAGCAACAUCAGCCACAGCAGCAGCACCAGCAACAACAACACCAUCCUUCAGCCACGGAACACCAACGGUCACCGUCUGUUGGGCCACAGUCGCAGUCCCGUGCCCUUCCCACAGUAGAGGAGCAUCGGGCGGGUGCUAGUCCCAGGGGAACUCCUGCAUAG